AUGGCCGCCGAACCCACCAUCCCAAUGCCUCCUCACGAGCUGGAAGCCAUCGAACACAUCGACAACAGCCUCGUCUUCCCAUCUUUCACCUCAGCAACAGCCUGGAACCUUGGUGUGGCAUUAAGAACGAAGCUCUUAGCCUUUGCGAAGCCUUGUGUGAUCGACAUCAGUCUAGCCCACGGCAACCAUUGCCUCUUCCACGCCGUCACACAUCCCGGCACCACCCCUGAUAACGAUAGUUGGGUUUCACGGAAACGGAAUACGGUCUUACGAUGGGGUAAUUCGACGUGGUAUGCGCAUAACAAGUUCAAGGGUGACGAGGCGGCUUUUGCGGCGAAAUUCUCGCUGGGGACGAGUGCUGGGAGUUAUGCUAUGCAUGGUGGUGGGUGGCCGGUUAGGGUGCAGGGGGUUGCCGGGUUGGUGGCGGUGGUAGUUGUGAGUGGGUUGAAGCAGGAGCAGGAUCAUGGGAUUAUUGUGCAGACCGUGGGGGAGAUGUUGGAGGAGAUGGGGGUGGAGGUUGAGAAGAAGAAGGAGGAUUGA
This is a messenger RNA of Recurvomyces mirabilis, 540 nucleotides long. RefSeq lists its product as uncharacterized. Gene Ontology annotation, cellular component: TRC complex. Lineage: Eukaryota; Fungi; Ascomycota; Dothideomycetes; Mycosphaerellales; Teratosphaeriaceae. The record is from RefSeq and is a predicted model, not a curated record. The transcript has a single exon. Gene Ontology annotation, biological process: post-translational protein targeting to endoplasmic reticulum membrane. The coding region runs from base 1 to 540 and encodes 179 amino acids.